Aspergillus eucalypticola CBS 122712 is the source of this 966-nucleotide messenger RNA. Its product is annotated as kinase-like protein. The transcript has 4 exons. Gene Ontology annotation, molecular function: protein kinase activity; ATP binding. The coding region runs from base 214 to 966 and encodes 250 amino acids. NCBI's taxonomy places the organism in Eukaryota, Fungi, Ascomycota, Eurotiomycetes, Eurotiales, Aspergillaceae. The record is from RefSeq and is a predicted model, not a curated record. Gene Ontology annotation, biological process: protein phosphorylation.
GAUCUAUCACCCCUACGCAGUUCCCUUACUGCGAGUCAGUAUCAUGAUUCAGCUUGAAAAAACCCCAGUCCGAAGGUAAUUUGCUGAUGACAUUGAUGAGACUUAUGAUGCCGAGUUUGCUACUGUUCAUUGAUCCCAUUUGGUCUUCUCUUUACUUCGUCUACUUUUCUAUAAGUAGUCUCUUUACAGCAAUGCUCCCUCGUCAUAGACACAAUGUCGAAAAUGAGUGCCCUAGCCGACUGGAAGCAGAGCCAGACGCACAAGAUAUCGGAAGCACGUCCAGGAGAAGUGAUAUAUGUUACCAAAGGCAAAACCUUGGCUUGGGGAGGAACCGCUAUUAUUGAGCGAUUGUCUUCUGGUGCCGUUAUGAAGACACCUAUUCCAAACCCAUACUGUCCUCCUGAAGAAGAAUACCACCGUCGUAAUAUGCGGCUUGAUGCCAAGAUUUGUGCAAUGAUAGGAGAACAUCCAUGUCUUCUCAAAAUACUGAGUUGGGAUCAAGAAACUUACUGCCUCACUAUGGAAUAUUUGGAAAAUGGGAAUCUCAAAGAAUGCAUUCAACAUAACAUGCCAGAUAUAACCCUUCAACUUCGACUCCAAUAUGCUCUCCAUGCUCAUCACAUCAUACACUGUGAUCUUUCGCCAAGAAAUUUCCUUCUCGACUCGAGCCUCAAUGUCAAAAUCGCUGGCUUUGGUGGCGCUUCACUAUGUGGUUCAGAACCCUCAGCUACUCCGGCAACAAGGGUUCGACCUCCUGGCUAUGACUGGAAUAUCCCUCCGGUCUUUGGAGACGACAUUUUCGGUCUUGGGUCUCUAAUUUACUUUAUAAUGACAGGCACUCAUCCCUACAAGGACAAUCUCAGUGAUGAAGUCGAGAAGCUAUACGAAGUUCAACAAUUUCCUGAUGUUGUUGGCAUGGACAGAUCCAUUCGGCCCAGGCUGUUCAUGACGACGUUGCAGCCGUGA